AUGAGAAGUAGGAAGGCAGGGAGAUCGUGGCGAGGUGUGACGAUGCCACGGGGUGCAAUGGGACGGAAUGGCUAUGGCAGCAACAGCAGUAGGGAUGGGGAGAUGCGGGAUGGGGAGGAGGAGAGGGAUGGGGAGAUGAGGGAUGGGGAGGUGUGGGAUGGGGAGGUGAGGGAUGGGGAGGUGAGGGAUGGGGAGGUGAGGGAUGGGGAGGUGUGGGAUGGGGCGGUGAGGGAUGGGGAGGUGAGGAGUGGGGAGGUGAGGGAUGGGGAGGUGAGGGGUGGGGAGGUGAGGGAUGGGGAGGUGAGGGAUGGGGAGGUGAGGGGUGGGGAGGUGAGGGAUGGGGAGGUGUGGGAUGGGGCGGUGAGGGAUGGGGAGGUGAGGGAUGGGGAGGUGAGGAGUGGGGAGGUGAGGGAUGGGGAGGUGAGGGGUGGGGAGGUGAGGGAUGGGGAGGUGUGGGAUGGGGAGGUGUGGGAUGGGGCGGUGAGGGAUGGGGAGGUGAGGGAUGGGGAGGUGUGGGAUGGGGCGGUGAGGGAUGGGGAGGUGAGGGAUGGGGAGGUGAGGGAUGGGGAGGUGUGGGAUGGGGCGGUGAGGGAUGGGGAGGUGAGGGAUGGGGAGGUGUGGGAUGGGGCGGUGAGGGAUGGGGAGGUGAGGGAUGGGGAGGUGUGGGAUGGGGCGGUGAGGGAUGGGGAGGUGAGGGAUGGGGAGGUGAGGGAUGGGGAGGUGUGGGAUGGGGCGGUGAGGGAUGGGGAGGUGAGGGAUGGGGAGGUGUGGGAUGGGGCGGUGAGGGAUGGGGAGGUGAGGGAUGGGGAGGUGUGGGAUGGGGCGGUGAGGGAUGGGGAGGUGAGGGAUGGGGAGGUGAGGGGUGGCGCUGCACCUGGAAAUAAACCGCUGUCUUGUCGUACGCUGCAUGCGCUGACACUAACUCUAGCCUGA
This is a messenger RNA of Closterium sp. Yama58-4, 933 nucleotides long. The record is from the annotation of a GenBank genome assembly. Lineage: Eukaryota; Viridiplantae; Streptophyta; Zygnematophyceae; Desmidiales; Closteriaceae.